AUGUCGGAAAAGGGUCCUCCACUACCCAAAUUCGGUGAAUGGGAUGUCAAUGAUCCAGCCUCAGCUGAGGGGUUCACAGUGAUUUUUAAUAAGGCAAGGGAUGAGAAAAAGACAGGUGGCACUACCGAGUCACCAGGAAAGACUACUACUGAACCUCAAAGCAAACCUGCAUCAGAUCCCGGCAAACCUCAAAGUAAAAAAUGGUUUUGCUGCAUACAAAACCCUCCUGCCGAAUCAUAA
This is a messenger RNA of Lathyrus sativus (Indian pea), 240 nucleotides long. The record is from the annotation of a GenBank genome assembly. Lineage: Eukaryota; Viridiplantae; Streptophyta; Magnoliopsida; Fabales; Fabaceae.